UUUUCACUUCCGUGCUCACAGCGGUGGACAAACACUGUUGAUUAGUGUACGUGAUAAAGUGUGGCCGAAGUGACAUUCAGCCGAAGUGACCAAAUGAAGCAGAAGGGAUGAUUACAAAUUGUUGCAACUGACUAGGAUCGUAUCAGUCGGACGGACUUUGAACAGUGGCCUGAUCAUUUUUUUGGACUGGUUUGUGUGGUUUCGAGAUCCCAGAGAAAUAUGGAGGGAACAACCCACCUACCUUAUGCUAGAAAUCUUUACUUACAUAGCUGCAAUUUUAACACUUAGCCAUGCACUACGGCAUGGAGGACGCUACCCGUACCUGUGGCUGGCAACCAUUUUCCAUGGCUGGACUGUAGAGUGUAUCAGCUACUUCCUGCCAGAUAUUGACAACUUCUGGCAUGGACAGUCCAGUAUUAUUUUCCUGGGAGGCAGACUGCCUCUACACAUUGUCUUAUUCUACCCUUUCUUCAUAUACACUGCAUCUGUAUCAGUAUCCAAGUUGCGGUUAAGUUCCUGGGCAGAACCAUUUGCCACUGGACUGGCUGUGGUCCUGCUGGAUGUCCCCUUUGACAUCAUGGGGAUUAAACUGAUGUGGUGGACCUGGCAUGACACAGAGCCCAAUAUCUAUGACCGCCAUUACUGGGUGCCUUGGACCAGCUACUAUUUCCAUGCCUCUUUUGCUUUCAGUUUUUGUUUAAUUUUCCAUGGCACAAGAAAGGUAUUGGACAACAGAGGGAAGUUUGAAGCUAGCAAUGUCUGUGUAGAGUUCCUGAGUACUGUGCUGACUGGCCUGUUCUCCAUGCCUCUGGGAACCAUUCAGUUCAUUCUACUGUACCAUCCUCUUCAUGAUGUAUAUCAGCUUCACUCGGAGGUGUGUGUUCUGGCCCUGCUUGCCCUCUAUGUCCUGGUGAUAUGGAGUGGAGACAGGAAUCCUACGGAGGAUGCCAGAUCCGAGGGAAAAGAUUUUUUCAGCUGGUUUGAUGAGAUAUCUGCACUGGUCAUCAUCCACUAUCUAUUCUACGUGAACCUGGUGGUGUUCUCCAAACCAGAGCAGCAGAGUUCCAUGGGACUCCAUGAAACUGUUGGCCCUUGCAAUGAAACGUCACCUGUGUAUACUGCAGCAGGCAUGAUUUUGUCUAAACGUAAGUACUUAUGCCUCAGCGACUAUGAUGAAGGGUAUUAUGAUUUCCACUGCAUUCCAAACCAGAGGGAGCUUCCCCCCAAGACAAGCUGGUAUAGGAUAUGUGGCACUCCUUUUCCCAAUCAUGUGGAGUACAUAUUUGUUGUGUGUACUUUUUGUGCCCUGGGUCUGUAUGUGUAUGUGCAGAUGCUGGCCAAUUCAGGACAAUACCCACCAGUAAAAACAAAAACAAAGCCUGAGAAAGAGCCACAUGGAAAGGAGCCUCAUGUGAAAGAGCUACAUGUAUCUGGCAAAGGAAAGAAGCAGAAAAGGCACUGAUAGAUUAAUUGGUCGAUUUAUGUUGUCAUGAUGAUGGAUUAAUAAAGAUAAACUUAAGUCCACCUUUUAUCAUCGUUGUAGCCACCGUGCAGGUUUAUUCAACUAUAAAUCAAAUAUAUUGUGGAAAACUCAUAGUAAAUUUGCAGCACACAAAGGAGGAUGAAUGUGUUUCCUUUAUAUUGUCUAGUAGAAAUUAUUGACCACUACUAAACAUGCCAAAUUAAUUCAUAGUUUCCUUUGAAGGGCAGGCAGUAUGACAACUAUUUGGUGAGAACUGCUCAGUACUUAACAAAUUGCAAGAUGUUUGGUGUGAUACUAGAAUUUAAAAAGAAGAUGAUUCAAGGAAAUGUGGCUAAUUUCCUUUGCAAAAAGUUAUGUUAUUGAUAACUUGUAUAUGACUUAAAUAUACCAUGUUUAAGAUAGGCUUCAUUUCUGUAAAACAACAUGAAAAAUAGAUCACCAAUGAAGGUUUAUAAUUGUGAUAGAUGAGUACAAAUCAGUUGGCAAAACAAAAAAUGUUAAUGAUUUGUCAAUGUUUUAAAAUUAAUGGAAAAUACUAUGUGGAGUUAAGUAUUGAAAGUGUUAUCAAAAUUUGUUGAAUGGGUCCGGUUGUGUAGAUAAUUAAGCCCCUCCUUGAUAUUUUCAUUUAAAGAUGUUUAAUAUAGUGUAAUUGCAGGUAAUGAAAUGCCUGUAAUUGGAUACAUUCUGCCAAGUGCUUUCAAAGGUAAAUGUAUAUUAAUGUGAAUUAUAGAGUUAUGAUACAAUAGUGAGAACAUUGCAUAGUUUAUUUGAUUUAUGCAUAAACAUUAGGUCAUGACAUGACCAAUUAUACCCAUAUGAAAAUGUAACUUGCAGUUGUUACUGUUUAAUUUUAAUAUCUUCUUGUGUAAUUUUCAACACGUUUGUCUGUGAUGCAUUUUAAAUAUAAAAAAUUGAGGGAUUUAUGUUAGUUUCUUAAAAGAAUUCUUAGUGAACCAAAAUAGAGCAUAAUCAUAUUGUUAAUACUUGUAGCUGUGGUUUGGUUAUAACAAAAGGUCUUACUCUAGAAA
Molecule: messenger RNA, 2511 nt
Organism: Lingula anatina
Lineage: Eukaryota; Metazoa; Brachiopoda; Lingulata; Lingulida; Lingulidae
Source: RefSeq, a predicted model, not a curated record